Aphanomyces invadans is the source of this 4323-nucleotide messenger RNA. RefSeq lists its product as hypothetical. NCBI's taxonomy places the organism in Eukaryota, Oomycota, Saprolegniomycetes, Saprolegniales, Verrucalvaceae. The record is from RefSeq and is a predicted model, not a curated record. Gene Ontology annotation, molecular function: phosphatidylinositol-3,4-bisphosphate 4-phosphatase activity. Gene Ontology annotation, cellular component: cytoplasm. The coding region runs from base 26 to 4294 and encodes 1422 amino acids. The transcript is spliced from 11 exons.
AGCAGACACACCACCCUCCGCAGCCAUGCCGCCGCCACCGCCGCCUUGGUCACUGCAGGCGUGGGUAACGUAUAUUGCGUUCAUUCUCGCGGCAACGCUUGCCCACUCCUCUGCUUCUACUGCAAUUCUCAGCCCAGACCAGACCACAGCGCUUGUCUCGGUACCAAUCUGCCGCUUCGUUUCACGACCAUGUGUGCGUCUGGCGGAUCGAAAUUCGUCCGAGAUCAUAGCGCCGCUCACUUCCGUGCCGCUUUAUGGGCAGUACGCGAUAUAUUCGCCGCUGACGGAGGCGUCCACGUGCCCAACCAACCACACCACAUGCGUUCCGUCCUCAGCUUAUGUUCCUGCGCUGUCACGACUUCCCAACGGCGCGAUCAACCUCACCUUUUCUCUCUUGGACGCGGACCUAGUGGCGGACUCGUCACUCAUCUUCACGCUGUCCUCGUCGGCGUUUCUUCACGGCCCACCAUGCGGCAGUGGUGUCUGUAAUGCGACAAUGUGGUCGAUCCCUUGUCCGCCGUCCUCAUCGUCGCCGGUUGUCACCUUUGUCAUCUCCAAUGCCACAGGGCUCGUCAAUGUGUCCCGCACCGGGCGCAUCGCUCUGAGCUCCAUGCCGCUCGUCGAUACGGCCGUUGCGCCUGCGUCCAUCGCUGGGUUUGCACCGACAGUGUCGUUUGAAUCCGAUCCAACCUGCAUGCGGCUGAGCAUCUACCUUCCUCGGACCCUCGCCAUCUCGUCCCUGUCGCUGUGCCUUGCCCUCAACUCGCAGCUUUGCCCCUACACUUUGCCGUCGUCGUUUCAAUCGCUGCCGUCAAACGCCACCAAGGCCACGAUCCUCCAGGGCAGCGCGAGUGUGCGCGUCAACCUGACCAACGCGUCCAAUGUGUCAAUGUGCAUGACCCUCGCGUGGGACCCGAGUGACGUGGCAGCGCUGCAAAUUCCGCUCGGGCUGUCUUUGUCCAGCGUGCGCUUGGCCAACUCGUCGACAGGACCGUCAUCGCCGUCGAUGACGUUGGGGUUGCCGUCGUCCAUGCUGUGGACGAUUGAAGGGACCGACGCGCAGUGCGUGCCGAUCGUAUAUCUCGACUCCCCUCGCUCCGCCGACGUCCUUGAGCCCAAGACGCUGUGGACCGUGGUCUCGCUCGUCCUGUACACGUUUGGGGUCGUGCUCGCGUGCUUACUCGUGCGGCUGCAUGGCCUCGCGUUCGUCAAGACGUCAAUGUUCAAUGACAUUGCGCUCGUCUCGGUGCUCCUCGUGUUUCUUUGCUCGUUGUUUUUGCACGUGCUGUGGCUCACGAUCCUUCACCGACUCCCAGGCUCCAGCGGCAUCGAAGCCGGAUUCCUCGUCGCGAUCUUGGAAGGGCUGCGGGAGACCGUUCUCUGGACGUUUCUCGUCUCGAUCUGUGCGCACUGGAUGGUCCUGUCAUGGCCAUUCAUUGCUCGACACCAUCGUGACACCGGGCACGUUGUCGCCGCUUGGUGCGGCGGGCUUGUCGUGCACUUCCUCGUCCUCUUGCUCUACGUCGUUCAGAACUACAACGUGAUGAAAUGCACAUACGUCGACUACCUGCGCAACUCGCACCAACGCCACAGCGACGGCGGUGCCAAGACUGCGACGUCGGUUAAUAGCACCAACUCGACGCUCCAGCUGUGGCUGCCGCUGCUCCAGCCCGCCGACUGGAAGUACGGCGUCGAAAAGGUGUGUGUCGACAGCGGAGGCGGUUUCCUCUACACGUUUGCCCCGCUGCACAUCUUGCCGUUGGGUGUGCUCAUGCUGCUACUACGCCUCGGGUGUUCGCGGCUGCAAUGGCGCCAGUCGAAAACCCCGUUGUAUGGGAGCGACCACGUGCCCCUAACAGCGUCCGAGUCGCACAACAGCGUCAUGCCGCCGCGAGUGUCCCCAACGACGCCGCAUCCCCACCAGCCGCUGCACCGCGGAAUCGCCAAGGACUGGAUGCUAACUGGAACGAGUGCCACGAUCAUGGUCGCCCUCGUCACAACUCUAGGGCUGCACCACGGUCUCACGCUGUACUUGUACGCCACAAACCAGCAUAUGCCCGCGCUCGUGUGGCUUGUCGUUGGUGAAUACCUCCCCAUGUUGGUGCCGACGCUCGGCUACUUGGCCCUUCAGUGGACUGCGCAAGACAUGCCAUCCCCCAUGCCGUUGGACCGCCAAUCCAGUCGAUUGCCGCAUCAUCGUACUCCGCCACACCCGUCGAAGCGGUACAAUCGCAUCGGCUUGGAUCAAAUUGACGACGGCGAAGAUCAAGGUCUCUUGCCCCUGACACCAUCGCCAACGUCGGCAUCCGCUGUGCCAUUUGGUGAGCGCCAUCCUACGCUAGCACACCUCAACGUCACCAUGGAGAAAUCCCUCGAUCAACACCCAGUGAUCGUCCAGUUGUUUGUGUCGCACGUGAGCGAUCUGCAUUCGUGGACACCAGUCGGCGAGGCAUUGAAUGGCCAGGAGCAGCCGACGCGCCAUGUGACUACGCCGUGGCGACCCCACGCGCGGCUUCGCUGUGUCGUGGCAACGCCAUCUUCGACAGGGGAACGAAUCGUCGAUUCUGAAUGGGCCAUGGACAGCCUCUUGCACACUGGCCGCCUCCUUGUCCAAGCGCCUUCGUCGGUUGAGACGGACGCGGUGAUGCCGAACGAAGAAGCGUCUUCGUCGCCGCCCUGGCUCGUGUCGAUCUCGCUUGACCGCUUGGAAAAUACCAUCUCGAAACCACUCGCCAUUGCGUUGACGACCAACGACGAGAGCACUCUCCAAGUGACCGAAGUGCUCCGAGAAAGCCCGUGGUCGACAGUUGCCGCGAUCGCGUAUGUGCAGACGGUAGUGCCUGCAGUCCAAAGCAUGGCAGAGCAAGCGGCCGCCGACCUCGCCGCGUUUGACGCGGCACAUGGCCGAACCAGGACGGUCCUUCCAAUCGACCAGAUCCAGGAAGCAGCAGAGGCUGACAAGGUACGGUCCUGGCUCGUCCAGCGACACCAGAAACGAAUGGCGUACGCGACCAUGUUGACUACCGAGUGUUUGCCAGCCAUGGCCGACCGCCGCGAUACCGGUGCGUGGGCGAAACUCACGAUCGAUGCCAAGUCCAGCGCCCUGAGGUACUUGGUUUUGAACAUGCAUGUGCAUGAGCUCCACGUCGAAACUGGUGGCGCCAAGCCGCGGGUGUACUCGACGCUCACGUCGGGGGUGCUGGCCAGCCACUCGGCCACGAAGCUGCCUCCGUUGUCAUGCGCUGUCGACGACGACGGUCCGUCGCUGUGGCCGGCGCACGUGCGGUACACGGACGAGGCUGCGUGGUCGGCAUGGAUGCGGGAAACGGAAGCAAAUGGCCAAGCGCUGGCAACGCUGGUGACGGCCGUGGUCGACCAGAUGAACAAGUCGGGCAUUGUAUCGACGUGGGUCGAAUGGGUCGUCAGAAAGUCGUUUGUUUUGCACAUGGAGAGUUUGUUGUCGGACUAUGGGAAGGAGCGGCACAUGCUCCACGACUGCGCGGCUGCGAUGGAGUGGCUCCAGACGCAUGUGACUCUGGGCGUCCAACUCGACGAAGACCCCGAUGCCACCGACGUUGUCGUCAACAUCAAGCUGUACCCAUCGCUCCACGACUCCGCGGUUAGGACCGACGACAGCGUCGUGGCUCGACUUGGUGCCACGAAAGUGCAUGUGGUGCUGUGUGUGGCUCAGCGGCACUGGCCCAGCACCGCCCACCUCGACGACGUUGUCGCAGUCACUGCUUUGCUCUUCACGCAAGGAAUCAAUGAAGCCCAGACACUGGCGAACAAGACGGGUGGGUUGUUUAAAGAGACUUUUCCAGACGCUGUCAACCAGCGCAGCCUCGACCGCCUCGCUGCAUGCGUGGAAUCGAACGCCGGACGGCUGAUUCCAGAAUGCGCCGUGGUGGUCCGAUCGAAGCUGGCGUCGCUGACGCAAAGCAUCCUUCAAGCCAAACGAGAACGCGUCAAGAAGAAGCACCCAGAGAUUCUCCAAGUGGCAGCACACAUCACGCGGCUGAUGGGAGGCGGCCGCAUCACGGUUUGUGCAACGGGGAAAGAGCGCACGGCCAUGGCCGUUACGCUGGAGCACGGCUGGCUCCUCGGACACUUCCAUCAUGUGCCAGCGCCGAGUGUCCGUCGCGCGAUUGCGUCCAUGCGCAGCGACGGCGUUCGUCUCGACGUCCUCGAAAAGAACGGCGGCAAGCGACAGUACUCGUUCAGUGCCUUGCAGCGGUCGAUGGUGCCAGAGGCUUAUCGAUGCCCCGAAGGCACAUACGACAGCACCAUCGCCUAAACCGUGAAAUAUUUAUUCUACCAUCAUUA